CAAGUGUUUCCAACGUCGCCCGCAGCGCCCACUAGUGAGGCCGUGCCUUUGUGAUAAGACGGCUGUCCAGUACGUAUACAGCGACGAACACAGACGGACGCUGGCGUCUGCAUGAACUGUUUCUUGCAGGACCUCCAUUGCGACUCACGAACCCAAAAUGAGGCAUCCGCCUGCGUUCACCGGCAGCUUACUUCUACACUGCUUCGUCACCGGGAUUUUCGUUGCGGGUGAGGCGACUGAGUGCCGAUGGGCGUACGCAGUUCCCGAACUCGGAACAAGUCGCCUGCUGAUCUACGACGGCAAACCGCCGGCAGCCACACACAUUGACGGUGCACCGUUACUGGCUCCCGUGGCAUGGGCGAACUUCCGCGACGACAUCCAGAUCAGUGGUUGGGCCUACCUUGAGGUCGAAUCGAGCCCAAACGCAACUGAUGAAGUACAGGCGUACGCCGCUGGUGCCCUGGAAGCGUAUUUGACGCGCUAUCUUAUGGAGGCCCAGUGGGAGAACAUGUUCGCCCACUACUGCGACAGCCAGAAGGAGUUCUGCCUGAAACUGUAUGACUUCCUGCAGAAAAACCUCGAUUACUCGCGACUGAAUGAGAAACGGCUGAGAGCCACUGACCCAUACUGGAACAUGGUGCAUCUCCAGAUGCGGCAGCUUCAUGGCCUGAAUGACGCCUUCGAGAACGCCACUCUUGACACGUCGCAGGAACUUACGAAUGUCUCCAGAGCUUUGCUGUUCAGUCUUGUCGGAGAUUUUAUCGACCUCGAAGCAGCAUUGAGGCGCCCCGAGGACUUGUACUCUCUCAGCCUGGUGCCGGCUUGUUCGGCACUGAUCAAAGUGGUCGGUAACAACGAAGAUCUCUACGUGGGCCACGAUGCUUGGUUCCUAUAUAAAAGCAUGCUGAGAAUCCAAAAGAAGUACACAUUUCCCUGGCACUAUCUGUCAGGCAAUACGGAACUAGAAGGUAUCAUUCCUGGUCACACAAUAACCAUGUCCUCUUAUGCCGGAAAGCUGGUCUCGUUGGACGAUUUCUACUUGACAUCAGCUGGACUGGCUGUCACAGAGACAUCGAUUGAUAACAGCAACCCCGACCUGUACCUACUGCUUGAUCCAGAGGUGGCGCCCCUGACGUGGGUGCGUACCAUGGUGGCAACAAGGCUGGCCACAUCAGGGCGGGAGUGGGUUGACCUGUUCGCGAGGGAUAACAGCGGCACGUACAACAACCAGUGGAUGAUUGUCGACUAUAAGUUGUUCAAGCCUGGAACUGCCAUUGUGAACGACACCUUGUGGAUCCUCGAACAAAUGCCUGGCAUAACACGACAGCAUGACGUCAGUGACAUUCUUCGUAAGCAAAGCUACUGGCCAAGCUAUAAUGUUGCCUACUUUGAUGACAUCUUCGUGAUAAGUGGGCAAACAGCACUCGUGGAAAAGUAUGGAGACUAUUACAGCUAUGAGAAAACGGCCCGGGCGAAUAUCUUCCGAAGAGACCACGUCAAUGUGACCGACCUAGGCUCUAUGACGUGGCUCAUGAGGUACAAUGAUUACACCAACGACCCCUUCUCACGGUGCAACUGCACUCCACCGUACAACCCUGUCUACGCCAUAUCGUCGCGCUACGACCUGCUUGACCCGAAAGGAGAGUACGACGUUCCCAGAAUGUACCGGCGACCUGUCGGUGGCAUCGAUAUGAAGUUCACCACGUAUGACAAGUUUAAAAGGCUGCAGUUCAUCGCAAUUAGCGGACCUACUGGAUUCCAGGUGCCAGCGUUCGAGUGGAGCACGAGUGGUUUCAACGACAGCCACAUCGGGCAUCCGGAUCGGUGGCAAUUCGAUCCCGUUGAGAAUGUCUGGGGAUCCUGCAUGUAAUUUUUUGGUUGUAGCCAGAACGAAUAAACUGUAGGAGACCAAUGGC
This is a messenger RNA of Rhipicephalus microplus (southern cattle tick), 1916 nucleotides long. RefSeq names its product putative phospholipase B-like 2. Gene Ontology annotation, biological process: phospholipid catabolic process. Gene Ontology annotation, cellular component: extracellular region. NCBI's taxonomy places the organism in Eukaryota, Metazoa, Arthropoda, Arachnida, Ixodida, Ixodidae. Gene Ontology annotation, molecular function: glycerophospholipase activity. The record is from RefSeq and is a predicted model, not a curated record.